GCCGGCUCGGUGCAGCGGGAGCGGGCGGCGCCGCGGGGAGGCGGGCAGGCGUGCGGGGGGCGGGCAGCGCGGGGCGGCGGCCGCCCGGCUUUAUAGGGAGCGAGGGAGGCGGCGUCUGCGGGAGGGGAGCGCAGGAGGCGGUUCUCUUCCCGGUGCCAUCCCCAAUCCCGCCGUGCGAGUGCGGGGCUGGCGGCGGCGGGGUGGCCAUGGCCUCCAUGGCGGCGGCGAUCGCCGCUUCCCGCACGGCGGUGAUGAACGGGAACCGGCCGCUGGACGAGCGGGAGCGCAAGCGGUUCAGCUACUUCUCCUCGCUGAGCCCCAUGGCGCGCAAGAUCAUGGCGGAGAAGGAGCGGAUCCGCGAGCGCUACGGGCCCGAGUGGGAGCGGCUGCCGCCCCGGCAGCAGGACGAGAUCAUCGACAAGUGCCUGGUGGAGCCGCACGUCCAGGCCCGCUACGCCGCGCACCGCGGCACCACCCGCCCGCCCGCGCAGCCCGCCUCCUACCCCAGCCUGCGCCUCAACACCGGGCAGAAGGUGGUGCGCUUCGGAGACGAGGAUAUAACUUGGCAAGAUGAACACUCAGCUCCAUUCUCCUGGGAAACGAAGAGCCAGAUGGAGUUCAGCGUCGCAUCUCUCUCCAUACAAGAGCCAGGUGGUGCCCAGCUGCAGAGCGAGCAGAGGCAGCCUGCUAAAGCAGCGCCCGGUGCCCAGGUCCCUAAAUCCUCUCAGGCCAAUAAACCCCCUGGCCCUGAGGGGUUGAUAGCACCCAGGAAGGAAGAGGAGUCGUCCUUCUGGAAGAUAAACGCAGAGCGCUCCAAGUUCGAAGGAGACAAGUCUGAGUUCCAGUCCCUGACCCCCAGCCAGAUCAAGUCCAUGGAGAAAGGAGAGAAGCCCCUUCCCUCUUUCUACAGACAGGAGUCUGCUCCAAAGGAGAUGCCCAAAGCUGAGAAGCCCAGCACAACUAAAGCAGAGAAGGCUGCUGCCCUCAGCACACCCUCUGUGUCUCUCGAGUGGGAGAAACCCCGACCCACCCAGCUCCCCACUAGUUCUCUAGAUGACUUCUUUCUUCCUGAUCCACCACAGGAUCUGGCAUCUUCUAGGACAAACAAGGAGGAUACUGAUGGUACUAUACUUACAGACCCACAAAUGCCUGGACAGACUAGUACAAGCAAUGUUAUCUUGAAGACUGGCUUUGAUUUUCUAGACAACUGGUAAAAGAUACUUCAAAACAGAUCAAACCAAUUUUGGGGAAGGAGUGGAACACCUUUUUCCUUGUAUGUUAAUUUACUAGCAUUUGUGUCUUUUUCUAGAAGUAACUUUCAAACUCUUAAAUGUUGCCUUUGUAUAAACUUUUGUAAUACCAUAUGCGUUUUUGUUUUUUAA
Zonotrichia leucophrys gambelii is the source of this 1382-nucleotide messenger RNA. RefSeq names its product chromosome 3 C1orf198 homolog (gene C3H1orf198). The transcript has 4 exons. The record is from RefSeq and is a predicted model, not a curated record. Bases 207 to 1214 code for a protein of 335 amino acids. Lineage: Eukaryota; Metazoa; Chordata; Aves; Passeriformes; Passerellidae.